Messenger RNA from Protobothrops mucrosquamatus (brown spotted pit viper), 3274 nucleotides. It is a transcript of the gene MACIR, whose product is annotated as chromosome unknown C5orf30 homolog. The transcript has 2 exons. The coding region runs from base 95 to 718 and encodes 207 amino acids. NCBI's taxonomy places the organism in Eukaryota, Metazoa, Chordata, Lepidosauria, Squamata, Viperidae. The record is from RefSeq and is a predicted model, not a curated record. Gene Ontology annotation, biological process: negative regulation of cytokine production involved in inflammatory response; negative regulation of fibroblast migration.
CUGCCUCUUAAGAUUCCCGACGGCAGAGAUGAGGUCGCCCGGUUCUCUAGAGGUCACCUACGCGCGGCUGUAAGGUUAUUGGAUUCUACUUAAAAUGGAAGUUGACAUUAAUGGAGAGGCCAGAUCUAUGCUAGCCCCUCUCCCCUUGCCUAUUGCUGAAGUGAGUGCUGCAAGCAAAACAGACGAGAAACCUCGCUGCUCCAGCACCCCAUGUUCACCAAUGCGCCAGACUGUUUCAGGUUACCAAAUCCUCCACAUGGAUUCUAACUACUUGGUUGGCUUCACUACUGGAGAGGAGCUCCUGAAAUUAGCCCAAAAGUGCACUGUAGAAGAACAGAGUAAUGUUGAAAUGAUAGGGCCUACUUUGCGUUCCAAACAGCUUGAUGCAGGACUUUCUCGUUCUUCCCGAGUGUGCAAAGCCAGAAGCAGGUAUUACCAGCCUUAUGAGAUCCCAGCGAUCAAUGGCCGUAGAAGGCGACGGAUGCCCAGCUCAGGGGAUAAAUGCAGCAAGCCACUACCUUAUGAACCAUACAAGGCAUUUCAUGGUCCUUUGCCCCUCUGCCUUUUCAAAGGUAAAAGAGCUCACUCAAAAUCCCUAGACUACCUCAAUUUAGACAGAAUGAACAUCAAGGAACCAGCUGAUACAGAAGUGCUUCAGUAUCAGCUCCAGCACCUCACGCUCAGAGGGGACCGUAUGUUUGCUAGGAACAACACAUGAACAUAAAUCAUCCUUCAUUCUUCACUGCAUCAAGAUUGUCUAUACAACGUAGGCAGUCAUGCACUUGGUACCUGAUUGGAUCAGAAAAGUGUUAUUAGAUAAUAGGAAGCAUAGGAAGAUAAGGUGUAUGUUUGUGCAUGAGUGUGUGUGUGUGUGUGCGCGCGCGCAGAUGCGUGUGUGGAAACUACAUGGAAAGAAAAAGGAGUUCUGAAAAAUUCUGACAAGAAAUUUAUUUGGAAUACUGUAACAAAACAUGUUUUGCACAUGGAUACCUGAAAUUUAUGGCAAUUUAACACUCAAAAAUUGAUGUAAUGUGAAUUUUGUUUCUGACUGAGCUUGCUGUAAGAAAUUACUCAUGGAUAAGCAUUGAAAUAUAUUAUUUAAUAUUAAUCAUAUGUGCAUAUGCAAUGAGUUUUGCAUUAUAGGACAAAAUGUUUCACUAAAACCGUGUGCUCUUUAAAAUAGUCCAGUUUGCACUCAGUAUAGCUGGAUUUGCACUGGGAACAAAAGAAAAAACAAUCGCUAAUGAAAUUAAGCCUCAGUACUUACAUUACUAGAGAUGACUGUUUUUAAAUGUAUAAUUGAAUUACUACUUGCAUUUCAAACUAAUUUCAGUGUAAUUUUUUUAAACAAAAUCCUAAAAUGUGUUUUAAAGAAAAAAAUAUUGAAAGAAAAUCACUGACUUUAAUUUUGUAUGUUUUUUUAAAUAAUUAUCUUAACACAGAAACCUUUAUAGUGUGUGAUGUAAGUAUGAAUAUAGAUAUUUGUGUGUCAGUUUGUGUAUAUAUAUAUACACACACACACAUAUAUACACAUACACUUGCACAAAUGCUGAAAACGCAUUUGCAUCUGUGAUAUUCAACAUUUAGAUUUUACAGUAACAGUACUACAUAGAUAUGAUGAUUGAUUGUUAUGACAUUUUAGCACUGCAUUUAAACAUUCCAAUUUAUUUACAGCACUGAUCAUUACAAUUUUGUCUUGUUUUGUUUUUCUUUAAAAAAGAAAAGCUUUUCAGGUUACAACUAAAUUAUUGAUUUCUUCAAAUGUACUGGUGUAAAUCAUCUCCAAACAAAUCAUAUUUUACAUUUUAAUAUUUAUUGUUACUCUCUUUUAAGAUAUGCUGCUUAUUACUGAAAGAGUGUGCAAUCAUGUUAUGUUCUUGAUCUGUAAAUUAUUUAGAAAUGAAAGCUUAACUCUUGUGGAUACGGUAAGGAAUGCUUAAAUUGUUUAUGAAACAAAGCCUUUUUAAAACCAUUCCUUGCAGAUUUGAUUUACUUGGAAAAGACUUGUUUCUUAAGAAUGAAUACAGAGAGCAUAUGCUUUGAAAGCAUAAGGGUUGUCUCUUCUUUGACAUCUUGUGCAAAAAUUAUGCCCAACUGGCAGUGCAUAAAUUAUGGAUCAGGUUUUUUUAACUUGAGAAGAUGCUUGUAAUUUUUACAAGUUGCAUUGCUGUAUUAGAGUGAAAAAUGAUUUCCUAAGGAACUACUCUGCAUGGCCUUCUAGUGUAAACAGAAGAGUACUGUCCAAUGCCAAAGAAAGGAUUUUUACAUUUACUGAUUAAGCAUAAAUAAUCAAUAUUAAUUGAUUUUAUCUAUGAAGCAACAUUGACUAGAAAAUAAAAGGGUAAUAUCCCUACUUUUCUGUGGCCCUUGGUAUGUGUUGCUCUUUUAAAACCUGGAAAGAAAAUCUGCCUGAUUAUAUAUCAUUUUACAUUCUUUCCUAAAAAUGUAUGUAUAUUAUAAAUGUAUGCAUCAAUUUUAUAUAUUUUCAUAUAUAUUGUAGGCCCUGACACACAAAAGGAAUUUAGUUUCCAUAUUUCAGAAACUAUGACAUGGAAUCUACCACACAUUUAAUAUUCAGAGAACUGCUAAAGUCUAAUCACUUUUUCCUUGCCAUUGUAAUAGCAGAAACAGCUGCAUUUGCCUACAGCUCACUUUAUAAUGAGACUUCUCAGUGAUUUUCUAUUUAUCUGAGAAAGAAUUGCCCAUUGGAAAGAAAUAGCCAUGGUAUAUGCAUGAAUCUGUUCUUGUUAUGAUGUGCAAUGAAUAACUGCAUUUUGGGAGAUAGAUAAUACAUAUAAGAGAAUCCUCAGAUUUGUUGUUAUAAAAUUUGCUUGUAAAUGGUUGGCCUCACUUUAUGUGGCUUUUGAACUAUUUUCUUGAAAAAAAAGUUAUUUUUUAAAUUUUGUUUUUAAUUUCUAAAGUUCUCUACAUCUCUUAAGUCAGUUUCCUGGCAAGAUAAUCAGUCCAUUGCUGACAACUUAUGGGAUAAAAGUGGGAAAAUACAAAUUUGACAUUUUUCCCCACUAUUUUUAAAAAUUGUUCUAAAAGUUAUUGAAACUAUAGCAUAUCAAUUUCUUGUCUUGUAUGAAAAUUUGUUUCAGUGAUUGAAUUCAUUGCCUGGAGUUUGCUCUUUUAUCACUGUUUUAAAAAGUUUUUUGAGAGUUGGGCGCAUUUAACGCUAAAUACAUUCGUUUUAUUAGAUAACUUAACUUGAAAUGCAUAUUGAAUGAUGAUUUACCAAGAAAGUAAAACCUGAAUGGAAAAUUAUGACCUG